AUGGCUCCAAGAUCCGAUUCACAAACCCUAGCAACCGGCUCCAGCGUAUCUGACGGUUCAGAUCAAUCCUCAAUCGAUCCAAUCUUCCACCUUCUCCGACUCCUCCCGUUCUCUUUUCUCCGACCACCGCGUCUCCGUCUCAAGAUCCCAUCCUUCACACUUCCUUCUCCGAUGACUGUAUACGCACUGAUUCUCCUCACUUACUUCCUCGUAGUAUCCGGAUUCGUCUACGACGUGAUAGUCGAGCCUCCAGGUAUCGGAUCAACUCAGGAUCCAGUCACCGGAACGGUACGACCCGUGGUGUUUAUGUCGGGUCGGGUCAACGGUCAAUACAUCAUUGAAGGUCUUUCCUCUGGAUUUAUGUUCGUUCUUGGUGGGAUUGGGAUCGUUAUGCUUGAUUUGGCUCUUGAUAAGAACAGAGCAAAGAGUGUUAAAGCUUCUUAUGCUACUGCUGGAAUCUCCUCUAUUGUGAUUGCUUAUGUUAUGAGUAUGCUCUUUGUCCGAAUUAAGAUCCCUGGUUAUCUCCAUUAG
Molecule: messenger RNA, 531 nt
Organism: Arabis nemorensis
Lineage: Eukaryota; Viridiplantae; Streptophyta; Magnoliopsida; Brassicales; Brassicaceae
Source: the annotation of a GenBank genome assembly